Polyodon spathula (Mississippi paddlefish) is the source of this 4217-nucleotide messenger RNA. Its product is annotated as dynein light chain Tctex-type 5-B-like. The transcript has 2 exons. Gene Ontology annotation, molecular function: dynein intermediate chain binding. Lineage: Eukaryota; Metazoa; Chordata; Actinopteri; Acipenseriformes; Polyodontidae. Gene Ontology annotation, cellular component: cytoplasmic dynein complex; cytoplasm. The record is from RefSeq and is a predicted model, not a curated record. Gene Ontology annotation, biological process: microtubule-based movement. Bases 164 to 766 code for a protein of 200 amino acids.
AGCUCUCCCUUUCUAAUCUGAAAAACAAGUGGUACAACACUGGCUAAUGUAGUCUGACCUACGCGAUAAACGGUCUGGAGAGUACAAAUAACCUGCAAUUAUAGAACGGGGGACGUUUCUUGUUAUUUAAACAGAAAGUGGUUGCUCCGACAAGGAACAUGCAAUGGAAAUGGAAAAACAAAGGAAAGCUGGCAGCUGUGAUGCAGUGACGUCCAUGUGCAGUCCAGCAGGCACUGGGGCAAAACCGAGAGACCCGCAGAAACUCUACACAGCAACCCUUGCGAAAAGGGAGAGCCACAGGAAACGGGACAAGGACACUCGGACUGUCAAAUCGAGGGAGCUCAGCGGCCAGAGCAUCUUCGCGUUUAAUCCCAAAAGCAUCGCAGCAAAUAAGUCUUUAUACAAAAACCCCGUGGAUAACUGCUGCCAGCCGCAACCUGAGAAAACGUUUUCAGCAGAAGAGGCGCGGCAGGUGAUGAAAGCAGUUGCAGAGGAGCGACUGAGGAAUGCAGAGUACGAUGGAAACGCGUGUUCAGCGCUGGCACGGGAGCUCGCAGACUGUGUUAAACACACGGUGAAGGAGCUGCUGUUUUUCGAGAGAUAUAAAAUAAUCUGUUUCGUGGUUUUGGGACCGGUCAAGCAGUCGGACUUGUGCUGUUGUAGUCGGAGCGUGUGGUGUCCGUCUGUAGACACAUACGCAGAAUACUGUUUCAAAAACCACUCGCUUUUUGCCCUCUGCGUUCUGUACGCCGUAUAUUCUGAAUAAAUAACUUAAUCUUCAAAUGCUGCAAUUUGUUUCAAUGUUUAAACGAUAAAUUAAAAGACAAAAAAUCAAUUUACGAAAAACAACUAUGUGAGGCAAACACACGGGACCAACAUAAACAAAAACAAAACACGCACACAAGUCUGGAUAACACUUUAUUUUAAACACUACAUAUUAGGCAUUUAUGAUGUACUUACUUGCGACUAAUUAGCAGAUAAUACAUCGUGUAUAACCUCCUACUAAGGGUCUGUUACUUAUUAUGCUUGUACUGGACAUUAAUAAAGGAUUUGCGUGCCUUCUACUGGUGAAGACUGUUCUUGGCAUAUUAGGUCCUACUAGCUGCUUGUAUAAUACCAUGGUAAUAAAGCAGCAAAACAAAAAUAGUCUAAUAGGAUUUAAAUAGUCUAAUGAGAAAAAAAAUAAGGAACGUGACAUAUCUUUCACAUGCUAAAACUUUACUGAAACUUUUCCAUUUUAAGAUUACAAAAAGAACCUGUUAAAAUGUUGAAUUACCAUCUAGGUACUUACAUGAUCUUCCCAUUUCUGUUUCAUGGUUCAGAAUAGUGCCUUUUAACUGUACUAUAAACCCACCGUCCCCUGUAAGACCAUACAUAUAGAUCCCACCAAUCCUGAACCACAUAAACAGUAAAGACACCAGCUUUGAUCAUCCUUUGUGAUUGAAAACAUAUAAAAAAGACAAAGCAACUGCUCAUAACUGUACAGUAACCAUGACUGUAGCACCAUCAGUAUAUCACCUGCACAUAAUGUGAACACUCAGAGAAGGCUGGCACAUGUCAGGUCAUAGUCAGUUAGAAUAUUUUUAGUGGAACCGUGUGUUUGUACACUACAGACUGUAUUAAUACAAGUGGAAUAGCAGAGGGCAGAAACAUAGUAUACAUUAUAAUCUGGUAACAGUUUAUCCAUUGUAACAAAAAGACGAGAAUUGUUUCUGAGAGUUCUGGUGGCUUUCAUUUCAGAUCCAUGAGCACAGAGGCUGGAUUCUCUAAGUAGGACUUGCAUAAAUUAGAGAAACGGGACAUUGUGGCUCUGUCAAUAAUCCUGUGAUCAGCUGACCAGCUGACAUUCAUGAUGUGAGCUUUUACGACUUCACCUUUAGCAUUGAAUCUGGGCAGGGCCUGGAAAUGGACACAAACAACAUGUUGGUUUCUAGUUUGGUAAGACUUUUCCUUUUCUUAAUCCAAAACUGGAGCAAAUUGGUAUGAAGAUCUUGAUAAUGUGUUCACGCCAAGUGAAAUAGAAUCAUUUUUUUGUGAACGGUAUUGCAUUACAAAACAAGUAGCCAACUAUUUUUAUUAACCUUGUAGUGUUGUGUGUUGAACCUCCAUCUUUUGAGCUAACAUGAACCUUGCCAGCAUGACCAGGACGCUUGGUUUCCAUUUCUCACAAGGUUUAUGAUCUCAUGCUAGUUCAGCUUUCCGCAGUUUUGUUCCAGUACGCUGCGGACAGCUCUUUUAAUUAUUGAUGGAGAGUCACUGGAUGGAAUUUUACAGAGCGUAUUACAGACUCCCCGUGGGGUAUUUAAUAAACUCUCCAAUAAGAGUUCUUUGUUAGGCUGUGAUUGCAGGUAGAAGUUUCCACUUGUGGCCCAGGUCUCUGCUCCCCUGCUGAGCUCAAACUUUUGAAUGCAGGCUUCAAGACCAGCUGGCGAUUCAACAACUUAAUCCCCUCUUCAAAGAAUACAGAGGGGCAUUGCUAAAACAGACUUGUUUCCUGAAUCUUCAUGGAUGCAUUUGCCCGUUCAUCCUGUCCUCCUAAAACAAACAAAAAUGGGACAGUUACCCUUAUGUUAUUCACGCCACUGUAAUUAAUGAGAUUUAUGAGGCUGUUAUAUUUCAUUUGUUUUUACUUCAUGCAACGGUUUUGAGAAUAAGUUAAUUUGCCAUUUAGUUUGUUAGCGGUUGAUUUUAUUGGUCUACUUCAUUCAGUGCACUUUCUGCACCAAUCUACAAUGUGUUCAAAUACAGCUGAAGAGAGGGAAGUAAUCAGACGUUUUAUUUAAACAUUUUAUAUGUAGACAUUUGCAAAAAUAACUGUAUUUUGAUGUUUUCUCUUUAGAAUGUCUUUGGAUUUCUUUCAAUUUGCUGCGCAGUAUUUAGCUGCUUCCCAGGAGGUUAGCUCAUAAAAAAAUAAAUAAUUGAACGACAAAGGGGUUUUGUUUUUAAAAAAUGAUGCAGAACAAGCUCACACUUGGUUGGUCUGUGCUUCGAGAGUCCAGCCUGAUGAGUGGAAAGGGAGAGAUAAUCGUGGGCAAUUAAAGUGGAGGGUGCUCCACACAGAUAAGAGCUAGGUGAGAGCACGGGGCGGGAGGCGGGGUCUCUGCUCUGCUUCUCUCCCCACUUGACAUGCAGAGCACUCUGUUCCAAAGACUGCAUUCUUAAAGCUGGCAUGUGUUUCAGCAAUGUGCUGCGAUACUAUAGUUUAGGUUGUGUAGGGUGAACAUGAGACUCAUCGCACAGUUUUCAUUUAUCUUUGGAGUUUUGCAUAUAGGUCUCUUUUUAUUAACACGUGAAAUUAACAAACAGCAAGGUCGUCCGUACGUUCAAGGCAAAUGCUCCAGGGAUGUCCAUGCUUCCAAAAGGCAUCUACAUAUGAAACCUAAUCCGAACCAUAAACCACAAUCUUACCCCAAACCUUUAAUUCUAACCUUAAUCACUACCCAAUUUGAAAGCUGCUACUCAGUCCCCCUGCAGGACAAAAUAUUAUUCCCUGUACAAAUGAUGUGUAAAUAUUAUUCCCUGUACAACUAAUCCCUGUGCAUUUAGUAAUCAAUAACCAGUGGCAGCAGCAAAAAUGUUACUCUUAAAAGCCAUAAGAAAAACCCAUACUAUGUUUCUGUUAUUAUUCAAGUGCCAGCAUAACUGGAGAUACAAUUCCAAUACGCAUCAUUUGUAUUAUUAAUCAUGGAAAUGUGGUUCACUGCAUUAGGGUACGCUAACCAUCUUUGGCAAGACACAUCAUAGAUACUAUAACAGUGUAAGAUAAUGGCUGGAGAUACCAUAACACAGCAUUCCAGUAAAUUAAAUUUUUUUCUUAUUGUCUCAUUUUACAGACCCUGAUUAGCCCUAACAUGGGACAACCUUAACCAAGGUAACAUUAGGUAGUCCAAGACCAGUGCUAAUCACGGUCUGUUAAAGCAGCCACAAGGCCUUGUUUCUCAGAUAUUUGUUGCUUUGGUAAGUUCAUUGCAUGCAGAUGUCAUCUCGUGGACUUGCAAAACAAACGCAGGCGUGACAAACUCCAUAUUAAACAUUUCAGAUUCUAGUUAUCGCUGAGCUAAAUACCCUGACAAUAAAACGAUCAUUAACUGUAGAAUGACCCACAGGAGGAAGCCAAGGAAAGAACAGAAGAUCUACAAUGGACUUACAAAACACACACAAAGAAUUAAGUGUAUUUAAAAAAAAAAAAAGUUAGCUCUUUUCUUGUUUUACUAAUC